CUUACUUUGCAAGGAUUAUUAAGUGAUAUUUACCGCGCAAACAAACUGCUGAACAACUUCCAACAGUUUCUGAGCAAUCUCUUCGACCCGUUGUUUGAAGUUUCCAUAAAUCCCAACUCUAACUUGGAGCUUCACAAAUUCCUCACGCACGUAAUUGGCUUCGACAGCGUCGACGACGAGUCUAAGCCCGAGAACCCUAUCCUGAGCGAGAAUAUGAGGAGCCCUGAGGAGUGGAACGACGAAGAGAACCCGCCGUACGCGUAUUACUUGUACUACAUGUACGCAAACAUCUGCACCAUCAACCAGCUCAGGAAAGAGCAAGGUAUGAACACGUUUGUGCUACGUCCUCACUGCGGCGAGGCGGGCCCGGCGUCGCACCUCGCAGCCGGCUUCCUGCUGGCCGAAAACAUCUCACACGGGCUCGUGUUGAGAAAGGUGCCGGUGCUCCAGUACGCCUACUACCUGGCUCAGAUCUACAUCGCCAUGUCGCCACUCAGCAACAACUCUCUGUUCCUGCGCUACCACCGGAACCCGCUGCCCGAGUACUUCGCGCGGGGCCUGAAGGUCACCCUCAGUACAGACGAUCCGCUGCAGUUUCACUACACAAAGGAAGCCCUGAUGGAGGAGUACAGCGUCGCGGCGCAGGCGUGGAAGCUGAGCGCGUGCGACAUGUGUGAGCUGGCGAGACAUUCGGUCAUCAUGUCGGGGUUCCCGCAUGAAAUGAAGCAGCACUGGCUGGGCCCGCAGUACACCCGCGAGGGACCCGACGGUAACGACAUCACCCGCUCCAACGUACCAGACGUGAGGCUCUCCUACCGCCACGAGACCUUGAUGGACGAGCUAGACAACUUGUUCAAGGGCGUUAUGUAGUACCCACCUUAUCAAGAGUCCUGAACUUCCCUUUCAGAUGAAUCUUAUUUGAAACUCACACAAAUGUACCUACAUAUUAUAUUGUUGUUAUAUUUUAAUUUCACUUGUAAAUUGUUUGUGGUCAAAAUCAAAAUUUUGAAUGUCACUUAUCUGAAAUAAAUGAUAUUUACUUGA
This is a messenger RNA of Leptidea sinapis, 1044 nucleotides long. RefSeq names its product AMP deaminase 2-like. Gene Ontology annotation, molecular function: AMP deaminase activity. Gene Ontology annotation, biological process: IMP salvage; AMP metabolic process. The transcript has 8 exons. Gene Ontology annotation, cellular component: cytosol. The record is from RefSeq and is a predicted model, not a curated record. Lineage: Eukaryota; Metazoa; Arthropoda; Insecta; Lepidoptera; Pieridae. The annotation marks the transcript as partial.